GAUACCGUUAGCCACUAAGACUUGAGUGGGUCAGACAAGACACCACACUUCAGUGUUAAGAGUGGUACUGACCAGUAAACAAGUGAAGUGAAACCCGACAGCUCGGUUGGACGGACAUCACGUCGAUGCGAUUUGCGAUAUAAACGGUGGUGCAUAACACGGUGGUUUUUUGUUUUUUGUGAUAUAUUUGCAUUGAUUUUUUGUGACUAUGAAGUGCGUCAAGAUAUUGCUGUUCAUUUCGAUUUUUGGCGGGACUUGGCGGUUAGGCCGACCGACCUGUGUUUUGGAAUCAGAUUUCGGAUUUGUCAUCAACUGUGCUUUUAAGAAAUCUGGCCUGUUUCGAGUUAGAAAUCUUGGUGGUGUGAAGGCUCACAUAGGCCUUGGGUUUAGUCUUGGGGAUGAGCUCGGAUUCAAAGAGUCGCUAACCAACACGGAACAGGACAGGAGGCGAUCUGCAUCCAUAUCGAAAGCUCAAGCGCAGCUGAUCCAAGCUCAGCACAAGGCCAAAGACUCUAUAAAAGCAAAAUCGCGGAAGACUGACCACGCUCCGCUAGACGAUGCCACAAUGCAAGCAGUUCAAGCAGCCAUCAAGCGAUCAACAUCAACAAUACCCCCUUUCAAACCUCUACCCUCUGAUGACACGUCCGACCCUGCUAAACCUCCUGUAGUUACGGGUAACAACCCCGAUAGUAAGGUGAUGGUCGUAGUACCCAACAAAAGCAAAGCAAGCACGAAUUUGUCCGAUAGACUCUUACCCGGUGAUCCCAACCCUAGUAACACCCUACAAGCUAUCCUGGCUGCCCAGAAUGUUUCGGAAGAAGCGUUGGAGAUGGCUUUGAUCCAGAGACAGCAGAUGAUGGCUAGAAGAACAAGUACCACCACCACAACAACGAUUAGGCCUACACUUAGGCAGUCAAGCAGUGUAGGGAAGGUCAUGAACGCGCCUAAGGAGUACUACCCGGUGGGAUAUGACAAGAAUUUCGAUGAUAACUUCGCUUCCAGGGUUGAACUGCCUGAAACUUCAUUCUACUGUGGGGAUCAGAAGCACUUUCCUGGUCUAUAUGCCGAUGAAGACUUGGGCUGCAUGGUAUUUCAUGUCUGCGCGCUGACGGACGACGGCAUGAUCAUGAAGAGUUUCUUGUGUCCAGAAUCGACCUUAUUUGACCAGACUAUCCUCAAAUGUAAUUGGUGGUUCUACGUAGACUGUAAGAACUCGAAAAAGCUUUACGAUUCGAACAUACCCAUUUCGAAAAGUUAUCAGCUAAUGAAGGCGCUGACCUUCUUUUCAAACUAUAAAAAAGAUGCUUCAUCGGCGUCUUCUACGCCAAAAACUAAUGGAAAAGACUGAUUAUGAUUUAGGAAAUUUUCCUAUAUAAUUUAUCAAGCAUAGUCCAGUUCGGUUACGCCUCUGAAAUUGAAAAACACGAUGUAGUUAAUACUAGCGGUACGAUCUUUGACUUUAGGUCUACUAAACUGCAGAGCCCGUAACAUACAAUGAUUUUCAAAUUAUUUUGAGACUAACAGUACUAAAUAAAUCAAUCCUAGCAUAUUUUGGAUAAAAUUUUUACAUUACAUUUAAAUGAUUACAAUUGCAUUUAUUUUAUUUCCAAACAUGUUUCGUGGCGUUUCUGAUAAUUGAAUAUCUGCAUCAGUGUUUUUCUACGUCAUAGUGUGAUUUAACAGGACUAUAAGGUCGUUUUUCUAUUUGGCCAAGAAAUAAAUUUUCAUACAUAAAUUUUUACUUUUUCAAUAAAUGUCAUCCUUUCUAUACAUGUUCUAAGAGACGUUUUGUGGUAGUGAAACUUAUUUUGGGCUUGAACUGAAACUUUUUAUAAAGCAGAAGUGUUUCAGGUUGCACAUAUCAGAAUCAAUAUUGCGUUUUUAACUAUACUUCCAAUAUUUAUAAGAGUUUCAGGUAGCCUAUCUUAAACCGGCACGUUAGAAAACGUUAUAGACAGAACAAGUUUUACUAAAAUCCAUAGAUGGCUGUUCAAGUGUUACGUAAGCAGAUUUUUCACAAUUAUUAACUCCAUCCUCCCCAUUAUCAGCAAAAGUAAGGCAAAUGUCUUCCCCCCUCCCCGCCUUCCAUGCUUUUUGGUAAAUUUCACAAUUUGAAGCAAUUGUUAACUUUCACGCACAUGUUCUGGAAAAUGACCCCAUACUUCUGCUAAUACAUUUUCGGCAAAGUCGAAAUUGGAUCUUUCUAACUGUUUAUUAAUUGAGACCCAAAAUGAUCAUGAGGCAAUAUCAAACCAGCCAGUCCCCGACUAAGGAACCAUUCUGCGCUCUAUUCGGUUAUACUUCAUUCUACCUGGAGCAUUUGUAGCUAGGGUUCUUAGCGAGUUGGGGACUCCCUGAAGAGGCUUUUGCGACUAGACAAGCCGGGUUGCCAUGUGUCACAACUAAAUUUUGUAGAAAAAAAAACAAAUAUUGCUGACGUAGUCACCAUCCAGAAACCCCCAUCCCUCAUGUCAUCAAAGAUAAACAAAGCGAGGACCCCCCGCCCCCUUCAGUGCUUACAUAUUACUUGGACUGUCCUUGAGUUUUUCUACGUGAUCAGAUAUAAUUGUCCUGGACUAUAAUUUGUCCCACAUACAUAACUAUUAAUUAGUCUCAUAUCAUUUCUUGGCUGAAAUGAAAAUGCAACAGGUUUUUCCGAACUUCGGUAAUAAAAACUCACGAUUUUUAUAAUUGAUGUUUGUGUGGCGAGUGUGCUUAGUGAAGGAAUUUUUUAUGGUAGCUAGUAUAAUCGACGGCUACAAACCGGGGUAUUAGAAAGUAAACCGCAUCAUUUUCCAUAUACCGGAAAACAAUAUGGAAUGGACAAUUUAUGUAACCAUCUGUUAAUCUUGGUUUGACUUAAUACAACCGCGACACAGUUAAGGAUGGACACUGAAACUAACCAUUAAAAGAUCAACCUUGUUUAUAUUAAUGAGCAAGUAUGGUUAGGCACUGGGUAGUCGAUAAGUGAAUUCUCCAACUCCAAACUCGGGCUCAUCACUUCUAAAGCUUUUUCAAACUUCAAUCUAAAACUGCUUUUCAGUGUCCACUUUAACUGUCUACUAGUGUACAAUGAUAUUGUGCACAGAUUCUUGUUUUGCUCAUUUUUAUAGGAUUCCUGUACAUUUUAAAUAUUUAUAUAAAUAGUAAUGAAGCAAGUAACCUUGCAUAUGAAUGAUUUGAAAGUUAGGUUGUUGCCGAUUUUAAAUAUGUACUGGAACUGAGGUAAGGUUUUCUAAUCAAACAUGAAUCUUCUCAUUCAACAUAAGAAUCUGAAAUUGUUAUAUCUGAAAUGUGAACUGUAGGGAAUGACGUGAUAUAAAUGUUGUGGGUGAAGGGGUUAUAUCAGAAAAAUGUAACUUUAAUAAAGACAUGAUAAUAUAAGAAUUUUAAGGAGCCCCUGCAAUAUUUUAUAACUAUGGCAACUAUAGCUGAGAAAAAAGUCAGUUACCGGCUGUCCAUCUGGGAACGUUAAUAUAAAAUAAAAAGCACAGACCAGAACUAACACUAUCGUAAAGGAAGAAUAUGGGUACACGUGUUCUUAUCGAAUUAAGAUAUUAAAAAAAGAUAGUUAUGCACUUAUAAGGAAAGCCAGUAAUACCGAUUCUAUGUACACAGUUGUUUCCCCGCAUAAAUAUGAAAUAAAAAAGCACAAUCCUUUACGCGGCAGGCUUCAGCCUUGAAAGUUCAUUUUUUCCAACUGGUCGUUUGCAGUCGAUGAAAAAACGGUGCGCGUUAUAACGAGAUUAUAAUUAAAAACGUAAAUUGGCUGUUAUCCUGCUGAAAAUUUAUUUACGGGGAACUGAAACGAAUGUACUUAUAAAAUUGCGAAAAACCACACCUUACAUAAUCCUAGAUCAUCCUAAUAAUGGAGUCAUCGAACAUUCGUUGACCACGGUCACUUUUGUAGUCCAGGUACACAAAGCAAAAGCCUCGUAUUUGUAAAAAAAAAUUGCAAUUCGGUUUUUCUUUCAUAAUCACGUGCGUUGGAUACCACAACCCUUUUCUUGAAGUCUAGAAGUGCCUAUUUGAAACUCAGAUCGUCCCCUAAGAGCAUUUUGGGGUGAGUUUAUUUCAAAUCAUUGAUAUUUGUAUCGAAAUAGCGCCACAUAUCACCAGAAUCGACCACUGCGGAGACCGCUGCUAUUUGUUGGAACUGGCUAGGUAGUAGAUGUGCUCUACUUGCCAUUGAAUAAGCUGAGCAUGAUGCUUUCGUUUGUCCCACCAGAUAGAAUCGUCAGCCAUCUGGCGGUCACAUGGUGACUGGGCUUUUAAACGUGAACAAAUAGCAACUAUUCGCUCUCCGCAGCGAUCGAUUCUGGUGAUAGAUGGCACUUGGGUUAUUUCGAUAGACCAUACCUUCUGGAAAGAGGAUAGUUGCGAUGCCUUCAUUGGUUGUCCCAGAGAAGAUAGACCAGACCUAUAGUCGAAUACCACAAUUGAUGAAAGUAGCAGAAGUCAUCGUGCGCCACUGCUUUGACAUUUCACAAAGAGGCGCUGCCUUUUCAAAGGCCUCCACGUAAUAGCAGUGUGGUACGAUGAGUUUCGCUACUGUCAUCAAUUUUGGUAUUUUACUAUAGACCAUCCUAAGAAGCACGAAAUAGCUGUCCGUGGUUGACUGCCUUUUUUGUCUGACGAACGAGAUCAUGUUUAGUUUAUAGCUAUUUAAAUUGUAUCAACUCCUGUUGAAGAAUUCAUGAAAUUAUUAUGACCGCUUACUAUGAAUGACUUAAUAAUUAGGACUUAAAUGUAUGAACGCCUAAUGUAAAACGGAUAUUAUGUAAUCUGGACCAUUACAACACAUUUUUAAUGCAUCGAAAGGUGUAUUUACGCUCAAGUGUUGAUGGUCCAACUUAUAAUAUACAGUGAUUUUCAAAAAGCUGCCAUCUUUUUUGAACGUAAAAUUGACAGUUGGGCGCCAUCUUCAAACAUGCUCUCAUAGAAUGGAGUUUGUGUUUUGAAUCUCCGUAUCUGUAAUUUAUAACCCUAAAAUAUAAACUCAGUAGCUAUCAAAAUGGCGGGCAAGGUCAAAACCCCACAUUCCAUAUUAAAAAAAUAUUCCCAGCUGCCAUCUUGAAAUUUUCGCCUGCUAUUUUUACGCUAAAAUAUAAUAUUUAUGCAUGAAUUCCAUCACCAAGAAUUUCGGCUUGCUAGCCUUGACCGUUCAAAAGUCGGGGAGACCUUUUCGAAAAGCACUGUAUGAUUCUGAACACUGCGGUGAUUUUGGGUAAUUUUUCAGUGUAUAAGUUUUUUGUAAAUUGUGUUGACUCAAAGCUACAUGAUAUGAUGGUGCUUAUGUAUAAUAUAAUUUAGAAUGUCCAAAAUGCCAGAUAAUUUAUUAAUACGUAUAUUUAGUGUGUACCAAAUACGUGUAGAUAGGUUUUGUUAUGUUUUUAGGGUAGGUAAUUUUCUUACUGUUGAUACAUG
Molecule: messenger RNA, 5427 nt
Organism: Acanthoscelides obtectus
Lineage: Eukaryota; Metazoa; Arthropoda; Insecta; Coleoptera; Chrysomelidae
Source: the annotation of a GenBank genome assembly